Nothobranchius furzeri (turquoise killifish) is the source of this 2113-nucleotide messenger RNA. RefSeq names its product peripherin (gene prph). Gene Ontology annotation, cellular component: axon; plasma membrane; type III intermediate filament. The record is from RefSeq and is a predicted model, not a curated record. Lineage: Eukaryota; Metazoa; Chordata; Actinopteri; Cyprinodontiformes; Nothobranchiidae. Gene Ontology annotation, biological process: intermediate filament organization. Gene Ontology annotation, molecular function: structural constituent of cytoskeleton.
CCUCAGUCGGAUGUCCUGUUGCUUCAGGAGCAUUUCAUCUUUCCACAGCCACAGAGAACAGAGCCAGAACAACCAUGAGCCAUUCUUCAGUGCAUUCCUCCACCUCCUACAGGCGCACCUUUGGAAGCCCACACCCCAUCUCCCUGUCCUCCUUCACCCCCGUAUCUUCUCGCCCUCCCGUCUCUGGAGGCCGCUACAUGCGCUCAGUCUCACCUAUGGUGGCGUCCCGCCCCGCCACCUACCAGCAACAGCGUACCCGCUCCAGCCCCCAGCCCCCUCGCAUCUCCUACGACAAGGUGGACUUCACCUUGGCUGAAGCCGUCAACCAGGAGUUCCUUGCCACCCGCAGCAAUGAGAAGGCGGAGCUGCAGCAGCUCAACGACCGCUUUGCCAGCUACAUCGAGAAGGUGAGGUACCUGGAACAGCAGAACGGUGCUCUGACGCAGGAGCUGAACCAGUACAAGGGCCAGUACCAGCAAGGCCAGCCCAACCGGGCCUCGGAGCUCUUCCAGGAGGAGCUCAGGGAGCUGAGGCGUCAGAUGGAUGCAGUCGGCAAAGAGAGGGACCAGUACCUGCUGGAGAGGGACAACCUGGCCGAUGACCUGACCCUCCUCAAACAGAGGUUGGAGGACGAAGCCCAGAAGAGAGCUGAUGCUGAAAAUAACUUGGUUGCUUUCCGCAAGGAUGUCGACGAUGCCACGUUGUCCCGUUUGGAGCUGGAGAGGAAGAUCGAAUCUCUAAUGGAUGAGAUUGAAUUCCUAAAGAAACUCCACGAUGAAGAAAUCCAAGAUGUCCAAGUGAGUGUCCAGACCCAGCAGCUGAAGAUGGAGGUGGACAGUACCUCCAGGCCGGACCUGACUGGUGCUCUGAGGGACAUCAGGGCCCAGUAUGAGACCAUUGCAUUGAAGAACAUGCAGGAAUCUGAGGACUGGUACAAGUCCAAGUUUGUUGACUUGACUGAGUCUGCAAAGCGCAACACUGAUGCCCUGAGGAUGGCCAAGCAGGACGCCAACGAGUCCAGGAGGCAGAUUCAGUCCCUCAACUGUGAAAUUGAUGCACUUAAGAACACAAAUGAAGCUCUGCUCAGGCAGAUGCGUGAAAUGGAGGACCAGUUUGGCAACGAGAUUGCCAACUACCAGGACAACGUGGGCAGACUCGAGGACGAGAUUCGCCACCUGAAGGAAGAGAUGGCUCGCCAUCUUCGGGAGUACCAGGACCUCCUCAACGUCAAGAUGGCCCUGGACAUCGAGAUCGCCACUUACCGUAAACUGCUGGAGGGAGAGGAAAGCAGGAUCUCUGUUCCCAUCUUCAACGUAGGAAUGAGCAAUCAUCUUGGUGACAGAGAUUAUGAAAAAGCUCCUGAAACUCAGGGCAAGAAGACUGUGGUGAUUAAAACUGUGGAGACCAGAGAUGGAGAAGUGGUGAAGGAAUCCAGGAGAGAGAAGGAGAGUGACUCUGGAAAAACCGACAUAGACGACUAGAUAAAAGCUGUGAAGUUAGACAAUGUGCCAUGGUAGAGAAAAAUAUGAAGAAAUUAAGAAUUCUGGCACAUUUAGUUCUCAUUCCCAUUAGUUAUGUGUGUUGUUGUCUAGCAAUGUAUCCCUCAGCAAAGGUGCAACCUUUAGAGAAUCACCUUGGUGCUACGUAAGCCACCAAACUUUUGCUAAACGCUCGUGUUAUGCCGUUUAUUACUGUACCACUCGAGGCCUUGAUUUACAGUGCAAUCCUGUGGAAUUAGGCUACCACACAUUUAUAGUAGACAUUUAAAGUACAGGCAGAAAUAAGUAGCUAAAUACAAGAUUUUAGUGCUUAAUUUUAGACUGAUUUACUAACAAAUGUGCUGACACUGCCCUUUAUUGCCCCACACACCUUAAAUGGCAGAAUAAGGUUAAUUCAAUCUGUCUGCUUUUGUUUUUGAAGCUUUGCUACCCUUUUAUUAUUAAGACUGUCUUUUUAUUGGAGAUGUGGAUUGAUAAAUGAACAUGUAACAAGCAAGAAAAGAUGAAACUGAAAAGAUGAUCAACUAAAUAGACUUUUGCAAAAUGUGCUUUUGAAUGAUGUAGCACGGUUAAUGAAUAAAAAUGUAUGUGCAAAUAAACUUCAUUGGCGCUAA